AUGGACCGGCUUGCUACAGAAGAAUUAUCCUCAAUCUUCCUUCAAUGUCCUCCGGACGAUAUAUGGGUGCUUCUGCAAGUAUGCAGACGGUUUUACCAAGUCGCCAAAUCAACGCCGUCUUUAUGGGCCAGGAUACAUGCGAAAGAGAGUAGCAGGAGGGGCAGCAAUACCGGGUGGUUCACACAAUACGAGGGUCUCAAACGUUCUCACUUUGCCCCCCUCGAACUUACAUUUACUCUGACAUCAAUCGCACCAUACGAGGGAAGCUUUUUCCAGCUCAUUCAGCACACAAUGGCCCCCAAGGUGCUAUCAAGGGUCCGCGUCCUGCAUUUUUUGUUCGAGGAUACCGCCAGGCACGUCAAUGAUACGCUCAGCAACCUGGCUCACAGAAAUGCCCCUGCCCUCGAAGUCCUGAAGCUUGAUCUAUCAUCCUACCACCCUAGGAUCGUCAACUUGGAGAUCCAAGCCAAUAAUGCUGUCUUGAAUUCAUUAUUGUCCGGGGGUGCGCCGUGUCUCCGAGAGGUAUCCUUGAUAGGCUUCAUCCUCCCAUCGAAUUCGGUUCUCUGGUGCAAGACUCUCACGGUGCUCGAGCUGGCCAAAACAUCUGUGGUGUUCAGAGCCAGUGAUCUCAUCGAGAUCCUUCAGCGGACACUGUCCCUCCAAAUACUGAGAAUGGGCGAGGGUUUCCACAUCGACGAAGUUCCAGUUAUUGAUAUUAGUCAAGGAUGGGAGGGUCUACCCGCAGACCUCAUUGUCCAUCUUCCUAACCUGCAUCUCUGGGAAUUCAGCUCAACUUACGACCAGUAUGCCAACCUGGUGUUUUUGCUCCGAGUCUCACCACAGUUUCGGUUGAACGUCCAAAACAUUGAUUACAGGGAUCGACGUCCUUCGACGCAUGCUUUGCUGUUCCCUGUCGUUGCAUACCCACGUACUUCUGACAGGAAUAGCUCUCGUCCUUCGUGCAGGGGGGUAGAGGUACCAAGGACGUUUCGAAUCAACGUCCACGGAAGUGUUGUGAACUCCACAUUUUUCCAGCAGUGCGAUCACAACCCCCAGCAGAUUACCGACUUUGACGUCUGCAGGAGCUGUGAGAACAGACUUGCAGAGCUAGAGUGCACUUUCCAUCUCCUGGCCGGCUUCUUUGAGCGCGAUUUGCCACCCACAUCGCUGUCACCGAUCAUUACCACUAGCACUACUGCACAAAGUAUUACUGCACUAUAUCUUUUCUCAGACUCCCCGAGUUUUGCUGCUUCAUGGGGGGCUGUCUUCAGCGCCAUGGGUAACAUUCGACUAAUCUGUCUUGAAUCAGAUCCGUUGGACCUGCGCAACAUCUUGGCCGAGCUAGCCUCUAGCAACGAGCCAAAGCAGAAUGAACUCUCCGGGUCUUGUCCACCGCUACCGAAGCUGGAAGAAAUGAACAUUCGAUGGCGUUGCAGCGGGUACUACACUGCAAAACAAGGCGCGCACAUAACCUCAAAUGCGGCUGAAGACCUCUCCAAGACAAUCUGUAGACGCGAGAGCAUCGGGCUACGUCUCCGCAUUCUAUCGGUACACGUGCAGGCAGGGUUGAAGGAAAUGGAAGAAGCAUUUAUUGGCGUUGUAGAGCUGUUGAAGGAGGCGGUAGACAACUUCCGAUGGAUUGAGACGUGA
Messenger RNA from Coniophora puteana RWD-64-598 SS2, 1650 nucleotides. RefSeq lists its product as uncharacterized. Bases 1 to 1650 code for a protein of 549 amino acids. Gene Ontology annotation, molecular function: protein binding. The record is from RefSeq and is a predicted model, not a curated record. NCBI's taxonomy places the organism in Eukaryota, Fungi, Basidiomycota, Agaricomycetes, Boletales, Coniophoraceae. The transcript has a single exon.